AACUUUUAUAUAUCUUAAUUCCCCUGUUUCAGUUCCUCUGUUUCGGGUCAACUUUUUGAGUAGGAGGGGAAAGAAUGGCAGACGUUGUCUCGGGGGAGAGUCUGGUGCCAGAAAACAUUCCAGGGACUACCGUGGACUUGUUGACCCAAUUUGGGAUGUUGUGGGAGCUCGUAAAGGCGCCAUUGAUGGUCCCAUUGCUUCAACUAGCAGUGUAUAUAUGUUUAGCAAUGACUGUAAUGCUAUUUAUGGAAAGGCUUUACAUGGGUGUUAUUAUUAUUCUUAUCAAACUCUUUUGGAAGAAGCCUGAUCAACGAUAUAAAUGGCAACCCAUUCGCGAAGAUAUGGAAAUUGGGAAUUCGGCAUUUCCCAUGAUUCUUAUUCAAGUACCAAUGUUUAAUGAAAAAGAGGUGUACAAGAUUUCGAUAGGUGCAGCAUGUAAUCUUUCAUGGCCAGCGGAUCGUCUAGUGAUUCAAGUUCUUGAUGAUUCUACUGAUCACACCAUUAAGGAAAUGAUUGAGAAAGAAUGCCAACGAUGGGCUAGCAAAGGAGUAAACAUAUGGUACCAAAUAAGGUCAAGCCGGGGCGGUUACAAAGCUGGUGCACUCAAAGAAGGAUUGACUCAUGAUUAUGUCAAAGAGUGUAAAUAUGUCACCAUCUUUGAUGCAGAUUUCCGGCCUGAACCUGAUUUUCUCCAACGAGCUAUCCCCUUCCUUGAGUUCAAUCCUAAAAUUGCCUUGGUUCAAGCUCGAUGGCGGUUUGUGAAUUCUGAUGAAUGUUUAUUGACAAGAAUGCAAGAAAUGUCACUAGAUUACCAUUUCACAGUGGAACAAGAGGUGGGAUCAGCCACUCAUGCAUUUUUCGGCUUUAACGGAACCGGUGGUGUGUGGAGGAUUGACGCCAUCAAUGAGGCUGGUGGGUGGAAAGACCGUACCACGGUCGAGGACAUGGAUCUUGCGGUCCGAGCUAGUCUCAAGGGGUGGAAAUUUCUCUAUCUUGGCGACCUUCAGGUCAAAAGUGAACUUCCUAGCACAUUUAAAGCGUUCCGUUACCAACAACAUAGGUGGUCUUGUGGUCCGGCAAAUUUGUUCAGAAAAAUGGUCCUCGAGAUCAUUAGAACUAAGAGAGUGACCUUAUGGAAGAAGGUGUAUGUGAUUUAUAGUUUUUUCUUCGUGCGGAAAAUAAUAGCUCAUAUGGUCACAUUUUUCUUCUUUUGUGUUGUUCUCCCAAUCUCGAUUUUGGUCCCAGAAGUUGAUGUCCCGACAUGGGGAGCCAUUUACAUUCCUUGUAUCAUUACAACAUUGAAUUCAGUCGGGACACCAAGAUCGUUCCAUCUAUUGUUUUACUGGAUUCUUUUUGAGAACGUAAUGUCAUUGCAUCGGACCAAGGCCACACUUAUUGGUCUACUUGACGCAAAGAGAUCCAACGAAUGGGUUGUCACUGAAAAGCUUGGAGAUUCAGUCAAGAACAAGAAAUCAAACCCGAAACCUAAACUAGCACUCACAUUUAAAGCAUUCAAAUUUAAUUUAGGAAACAGGCUUCAUCUUACUGAAUUGGGAUUUGCGGCCUUCUUGUUCUUCGUUGGAUGCUAUGAUGUAAUGUAUGGAAAGCAACAAUAUUUCAUAUACAUAUUCCUCCAAGUGAUAACAUUCUUGAUCGUCGGAGUGGGUUAUGUGGGAACUGUUGUCCCAAAUUCCUAAAGGAAACAUGGAUUAUGUAAAAGGAUUCACAGCUAAAUCGUUCUGCUUUUUUCUCUCUCCUCAAUCUGUACCAAUCCAGAGUACAUACGACGUUUAUUGACCCAUUUGACCUCGCACGAAAAAGAAAUAGAGAAAGAUGUCGAGACUUUGCUUCUUGUAAACUAAUUCGUUUGUAACAAAACAAGCAUGGGCCAGUGUAGUUUAAAGUUAAAAGAAAAUUGUUUGAGCAAGAACUAAGAAAUAUAAGCAUCCGUAGACAGUGAUGUUUUCUUUGAUUCUAAUCGCAUGUAAUUUUCUUUAUUGAAUAGUGCAUUAGAGUUUAUUGAGAGGAAAAUAAUUUGAUGGCAAUGCAACUGUAUGGAGAAGUCCUUUUGCUUA
Molecule: messenger RNA, 2075 nt
Organism: Erigeron canadensis
Lineage: Eukaryota; Viridiplantae; Streptophyta; Magnoliopsida; Asterales; Asteraceae
Product: glucomannan 4-beta-mannosyltransferase 2-like
Exons: 9
Coding region: 75-1697 (540 amino acids)
Cellular component (GO): Golgi apparatus
Molecular function (GO): mannan synthase activity
Source: RefSeq, a predicted model, not a curated record